AUGAUGUUCAUGAGCCUAGUUUCUCUUGCUCUGCUGGUUGUGGCUGCUCCAGUGACUACCUCUCCCGAAGCCCCUGCUGACCAGAUUCUGGUCGUGUCACCCGCCGACCUCAAUGUUCAAGGAACUGAUAUUGUCUAUCGGCCUACUGUUGGCGCUUCGGACCCCGACUAUCGUCCCGAUCUGAGCAUCAACGUGGCUAACGGCCGUGUGGAAAUCGACAUUGCCGGAACCCCCACGAAUGCCACCUUGCAUACCUCCUCCAAUGGACAUUUUGGCUACGCUCCGGUCGGACAGACGGCUCUGAAGUGGUCUCAGGACGGCUCCGCUGCCACCUUGACCUACAAUGGUUCCCCCUACUUUUACGCUUGUGUCGAGGGAUCUGAGCAGUACAUUUACGUGCAGAUUCCUGACAUUGCCGCCCAUUGUGCUUCUCCUCAGUGGAUGAAGAUUAGUGCUUAG
This is a messenger RNA of Yarrowia lipolytica CLIB122, 459 nucleotides long. RefSeq lists its product as uncharacterized. The record is from RefSeq and is a predicted model, not a curated record. Lineage: Eukaryota; Fungi; Ascomycota; Dipodascomycetes; Dipodascales.